UAUUCACCACUUUACGACUACGGUCUACGGGAAGCUCUGCUCAUUUACACCCUCUUCAAAGUGUAGUGUCUAUGGUAAAAUUGUCCCUUUAUCCUCCUUUUUCCCAAGAGCUGUUCAUAAACUCAGAAAGAUUGAAGCAGGUGGCGCGCAGAAAUCCCGAAUAAACAAGAUCAUCUCCCUCAAUUUUCUAUCUCCACUCGCCAUUGUUGAUUUCUGGAAGAACUCGGGAAAUUAGAACUUUUCUCCCUCAUUAUCACAUUCAAAAUCGAGCCAAAAUGGCGGAAAACAACUACUCUUUCUACUCUUCUCUCGACGAUAGCCUCCUCGAAUUCGACCGUUACGUCUCUAACCCUAACCCUAAUUCCAAUCAAAUUUUAGGUUUAAACUCUGAUAAUCCAAUUGAACAACCAAAUCUUGAUUCUCAAUCAUUUUCGAGCUUCAAUGUCAGCUAUUCUGAUCCUAGCACCUCCGGAGAUCUUCUCACUCUUACCAUCCCCCGAAAACGACGUCGUGGGAGGCCUCGGAGCAAUAUCUCCUCAAUUCCUUCUUACAGACAGGUAUUUUCAAUUCCUCAGAUUUAUGGCAAUUCUGUUGAUUCUAGUAGUAAUUCUGUUAGUGGUAGAGCUCAAUUUGGGAAAUCCAAUUUGCAAUUGAACCCUAGUUUGGUGGAUUUGUCCGAGGAUAUUAUUGUGAUUAAUAGGGAAGCUACGGCCGAGGCGCUGACUGCGCUUACGGCUGGGUUUCCUGCUGAUUCUGUGACUGAUGAGGAGAUUGAUGCGGGUGUAUUGCCUGUAGUUGGGGGGAUUGAACAGGUUAAUUAUAUUUUGAUUAGGAACCAUAUAAUUACGAAAUGGAGAGAGAAUGUGUCGAAUUGGGUUGCCAAGGAGAUGUUUCUUGAUGUUAUACCAAAGCAUUGUCACUGGCUUUUAGAUACGGCAUAUGAUUUCUUGGUGUCUCAUGGGUAUGUUAAUUUCGGGGUUGCAUCAGCUAUUAAGGAAAGGUUUCCAAUGGAUCCUACUAAGGGGAGUGUUAUUGUUAUUGGGGCAGGGUUGGCUGGAUUGUCGGCUGCCAGGCAGUUAAUGCGUUUUGGGUUCAAAGUGACUGUUUUGGAGGGUCGGAAGCGUGCUGGAGGAAGGGUUUAUACGAAGAAGAUGGAGGGGUUAAACAAGAUUGCUGCUGCAGAUUUAGGUGGGAGUGUUUUGACGGGUACCCUUGGCAAUCCACUCGGGAUUUUGGCCCGGCAAUUGUCUUAUCCCCUUCAUAAGAUAAGGGAUAAGUGCCCUAUUUAUCGGGUUGAUGGAUCACCAGUUGACCCUAUCUUAGAUUCUAAGGUGGAAAAUGCUUUUAAUAAGCUUCUAGAUAAAGCAAGUCGCCUGCGGCAGUUGAUGGGGGAGGUCUCACAGGAUGUUUCUUUAGGGGCUGCAUUGGAGACCUUUAGUCAAGGGUGUGGGGCUACAGUGACUGACGAGGAGAAGAAUUUGUUUAAUUGGCACUUUGCUAAUUUGGAAUAUGCAAAUGCUGGUUUGCUUACAAAGCUCUCUCUUGCAUUCUGGGACCAAGAUGACCCUUAUGAUAUGGGUGGGGAUCAUUGUUUUUUGUCUGGUGGAAAUGGAAGAUUGGUGCAGGCUCUGACAGAAAACGUACCAAUCAUGUAUGAAAAAACAGUUACUUCGAUUCGCUAUGGUAGUGAUGGGGUUCAGGUCGCUGCUGGAAAUCAAGUUUUUGAAGGUGAAAUGGUUCUGUGCACCGUCCCGUUGGGAGUUCUGAAAUCUGGCUCCAUUAAGUUUAUACCUGAGUUACCUCAGAAGAAGCUUGAUGGAAUAAAGAGAUUGGGUUUUGGGUGUUUGAACAAAGUUGCCAUGCUUUUCCCCCAUGUCUUUUGGGGCACAGAUCUUGAUACAUUUGGUCAUCUAUCUGAUGACCCUCUUCGCCGAGGAGAGUUUUUUCUUUUCUACAGCUAUGCAACUGUUGCCGGGGGACCUCUUUUACUAGCUUUAGUUGCCGGAGAAGCUGCAUACAAGUUUGAGUCGAUGCCUCCUACUGAUGCUGUAACACAUGUUCUUCAAAUUCUCAGGGGAAUUUAUGAACCACAAGGAAUUACCGUCCCAGAACCAAUCCAAACAGUCUGUACUAGAUGGGGCAGUGACCCCUUCUGUCUAGGCUCUUACUCUAAUGUGGCAGUAGGUGCUUCAGGAGAUGACUAUGAUAUACUAGCAGAAACUGUGGGAGAUGGUAGACUAUUUUUUGCCGGAGAGGCAACAACAAGGAGAUAUCCUGCAACCAUGCAUGGAGCCUUUCUCAGCGGGCUUCGAGAAGCUGCCAACAUGGCACAUUAUGCUAGUGCACGAGCUUUGAAUUUUAAAAUCGAAAGGUGUCCCUCAAAAAAUGCUCAUACUUGUGCCUCACUUCUUGCCGACCUUUUCAGAGAGCCUAAUCUAGAAUUUGGAAGCUUUUCUGUUAUUUUUGAAAAGGACAAUGCUGAUCCCAAGUCAAGUGUAAUACUAAGGGUUACUUUUACUGAACCUCGAAAGAAGAGCCACGAGGGUACAAAAGCAGAUACGAUGCACUCAAAAAAAUUGCUUUUCCAGCAGCUUCAGUCACAUUUCAAUGAGAAGCAACAAAUUCAUGUUUACACAUUGCUAUCAAGACAACAAGCACUUGAGCUAAGAGAAGUCAGAGGUGGCGAUGAUAUGAGGUUACAUUACCUAUCUGAAAAACUUGGUAUUAAGCUGGUUGGAAGAAAGGGUCUCGGACCCACAGCAGAUGCUGUUAUUGCUUCUAUUAAAGCAGAAAGGGGCAGUCACAAAACUGCUUCACCAACCGUAGCUGUGAAAUCAGAAGAAAUGUUGAAACCAAAAGGAGCUUCUGAAAAGCGAAGGAUGAUCAGGAGAGCUAAAGUAAUCAGAAAUGGCAGUGUUCCGAAUACUGGGGGAAAUUAUAAUGGUAUAAUGCCGCAUUCUAAAGGGGAAGGCAGCAAUGGCUUAAGCACUCCUAUUAAAGUAGUGGCAGGUGAAAACUCUCCAAUGUCAUCCGAAGCAACUGGAAGUGCUGAUGCGCCAACUUCUUCUGUAGCUACACAUUGUGACAAUGGUUUGUUGCCAUCUACUAAUGCAAAUACGGAUGCCGAGACUAAUAUCACUGCUUCGCGGAGUCUGAAUAUGUCCUUUGACAAAGUACCAGAAGACAAAAUUGGGCCUUCUGAAUUUUCAUGAUCAUGCAUGGUAUAUGGGGAUAUAUCUGUUGUUUCACAUGCAGAUCGACUUGUUAGUGUAAAUGUUGUUCAGUGAAUUGGGGUGCUGCAUGAUCUGGUAAAACCCAUCUUCAUUCCUCGGUCAGGAUCUCAAUUUCCAUCUCAUUUUCUGGGAGGGUAUUGAAGUGCAUUGGUACAUGCAAAUUCAGCUGGACAAAGAGCUUGGAUGUGUCAAAACCUGUUGAGAAUAACUGAAGCUCGACUCAGAUGCAUUAACAUGGGAGUGAAAUAAAGUAGGUGUUUGCUCUCUCAAAAUUGAUUAUUUAGAACGAAGCUUCUAUUUCUAGUAGCUUCACCUCUGUAUCUUCAUCAGCAGGCAGCAGCCCACUAAACAUUACCCUUGUCGUGGCGUGGCUCGAUGGAGGUGGGUAAAGACUACCGUUGUCGGUCGCUAUUCACUGGAAGGCGUACGUCGUCGUUGUAUAGUAUUUCUAAUUAUGGAUACAUUAUUUUUAAAUUGCUAUUGCUCCCCUGCUUCCCACCGUAGAGUAGGUCAUUUAAUCGGAGGUUAUUUUGUAGGACCGGAAUUCAACUAAUUCUUACAUCUUCACCGAACAUGUUGUAGGCCUUUUUUUUUUCUUCUUCUAAUUCUUUGUCAAAGGUAUUAGUGUAUUUUUUCGUUUCAUAAUGAUGUUAUAGUUUCUACAUGUAUAUAUCAUUUUUCAUCUUUA
Molecule: messenger RNA, 3921 nt
Organism: Spinacia oleracea (spinach)
Lineage: Eukaryota; Viridiplantae; Streptophyta; Magnoliopsida; Caryophyllales; Amaranthaceae
Product: protein FLOWERING proteinUS D
Exons: 4
Coding region: 276-3212 (978 amino acids)
Molecular function (GO): protein binding; oxidoreductase activity
Source: RefSeq, a predicted model, not a curated record